Nomascus leucogenys (northern white-cheeked gibbon) is the source of this 3008-nucleotide messenger RNA. RefSeq names its product RAD1 checkpoint DNA exonuclease (gene RAD1). Gene Ontology annotation, cellular component: checkpoint clamp complex; nucleus. Gene Ontology annotation, biological process: DNA repair; DNA damage checkpoint signaling. The record is from RefSeq and is a predicted model, not a curated record. Gene Ontology annotation, molecular function: 3'-5' exonuclease activity. NCBI's taxonomy places the organism in Eukaryota, Metazoa, Chordata, Mammalia, Primates, Hylobatidae.
CCGCCGCCCGCACCGGGCCAGCCAGCGGGCCCGGCGGCGGCGGCAGCGGCGGCGGUAUAGGUCUGUGGUGCCUCCUUCCGGUCUCGGUGGCGCGGCACGCGCGGCUCUCUAGGCCUCCUUCAGCUCUGUGGUGACGGUGGCCGAGGUGGAGGGCUGGUCUGAAGAGUGGCGGGACCGGCUUCACUUCCUCCGCGAUUCCUAGGAGCCGCUUCGCUCUUCCUCAGGAACUUGCUGGGAAGGGCUCUCGGGCGUCCAGACCCCACCGCAAAGGUGUUUGGCGAUCCGCUGAGCAGGUAUUGGCCCCAGGAGCAUCCCUCGGGGCCGAAUGCGCAGUGGACGAUGCCCCUUCUGACCCAACAGAUCCAAGACGAGGAGGAUGAUCAGUACAGCCUUGUGGCCAGCCUUGACAACGUUAGGAAUCUCUCCACUAUCUUGAAAGCUAUUCAUUUCCGAGAACAUGCCACGUGUUUCGCAACUAAAAAUGGUAUCAAAGUAACAGUGGAAAAUGCAAAGUGUGUGCAAGCAAAUGCUUUUAUUCAGGCUGGAAUAUUUCAGGAGUUUAAAGUUCAGGAAGAGUCUGUUACUUUUCGAAUUAAUUUAACUGUCCUUUUAGACUGUUUAUCUAUUUUUGGAUCAAGUCCUAUGCCAGGGACUUUAACUGCACUUCGGAUGUGUUACCAAGGUUAUGGUUACCCUUUGAUGCUGUUCCUGGAAGAAGGAGGAGUGGUGACAGUCUGCAAAAUCAAUACACAGGAACCUGAGGAGACCCUGGACUUUGAUUUCUGCAGCACCAAUGUUAUUAAUAAAAUUAUUCUGCAGUCAGAGGGGCUCCGUGAAGCAUUUUCUGAAUUGGAUAUGACAAGUGAAGUCCUACAAAUUACCAUGUCUCCUGACAAGCCUUAUUUCAGGUUAUCUACUUUUGGAAAUGCAGGAAGUUCCCACCUUGACUAUCCCAAAGAUUCUGAUUUGAUGGAAGCAUUUCAUUGUAAUCAGACCCAAGUCAACAGAUACAAGAUUUCCUUACUGAAACCCUCUACAAAGGCAUUAGUCCUAUCGUGUAAGGUAUCUAUUCGGACAGAUAACAGAGGUUUCCUUUCAUUACAGUAUAUGAUUAGAAAUGAAGAUGGACAAAUAUGUUUUGUGGAAUAUUACUGCUGCCCUGAUGAAGAAGUUCCUGAAUCUGAGUCUUGAGUAUGACAAUUCACUGAUAUCUAUGUGUACAUUUAUGAUAGAUGAAGUUCUUAUUCUGAGUACAGUACUCUUUGUAAUUUCAUAUUGGAUUUUCUAUAGAGAAGCAGCACAAUGGGGAAGAUAGGAGUAAGGUCGUUUACCCUAAUAGUUACUGUUUUGUAAAUACAUUUUGUAGAGGGUAUGUAAAUAAAUGUUUUCAUGUAGUCAUAGAUUAUUCAGGACUGUCCUUUAGUUCUGUCUUUUGAACUCAUGGGAAUAAUUGUGAGCCAACAUAACAUUUCAAGAGUCUAAAGGUGGCCGGGCUUGGUGGCUCAAGCCUUUAAUCCCAGCACUUUGGGAGGCCGAGGUGGGCGGAUCACCUGAGGUCAGGAGUUCAAGACCAGCCUGACCAACAUGGAGAAACCCCAUCUCUACUAAAAAUACAAAAAAUUAGCCGGACGUGGUGGCACAUGCGUGUAAUCCCAGCUAUUCGGGAGGCUGAGGCAGGAGAAUUGCUUGAACCCGGGAGGCGGAGGUUGUGGUGAGCUGAGAUGAUGCCAUUGCACUCCAGCCUGGGCAACAAGAUUAAAACUCUGCCUCAAAAAAAAAAAAAAAAAAAAAAAAAAGAAUCUAAAGGCUUAAAGUUUGAUGCAGCUACCUGAAAUGUUCUUUUGUUUAUUUACUAUUAGAAAAAGCAAAGGCAUAUGGGCAUUGUGAGACUAGAUCUUAAAGUAGUGGUUCUCAAAGUGUUGUGCCCACACCAACAUCAGAAUGGCCUGAAAACUUGUAGCAAACUCCGGGAAGGAGGCCAGCAUUCUGUAUUUUAACAAGCUUCACUCGGGAGAUUCUGAUGCCUGCUAAAUUUUGGGAACCACUGUUUUAAAGGAAACUUUUUUUUUCUUUAAUAGCAUUUAAUUGUAUUGAGAUGAUUGCUUUUACAUGUGAUUUCCUUGCAAAUGUUCUGAAGUUGAGGCAUCACCAAACAAGUCUGAACAAUUCUUUAUGUGAUUUAUUUUUAAAGUAAACCUUUUGAAGAGAUCUAUGAAUGGGAUAUAAAGCAAUUUUCAGUGUUACAGGUUUUCUUCUUCUUCUCAAAACUGUUCACUGUAGUAAGUAACUGCAAUCAGUACUUAUUACUUUCCAUUUGCUUAUUAGUUUCUUGACAAAUCAAAGUGUAGAAAACCAGUUAUUAAGUGAUUUUGUACUUUCCUAGUAGUUGUCACUAAAAUAAUUUUUGUGGCAUAUAAAUAUAUUUAAUAAAAUACAAUACUAAAAUUAUCUGACUUACUGUCUAGUAGAAAAAAUUACAUGAGUAAAGUGAAGCUUUUGUCUUUGUUACUGUACCAGGUGACAACAGCUCAGUGUCCCUCCACAGACAGUCACUAUUGGCCUUUUCAGUGAGACGGUUCUUUAGGAUAAAAAACUGUCAUCCCAUUACAGGAUUCAUUUAGCCUUUCUGGCCCUCACCCACUGAUGCUAGUCAUUGUGACCACCACCUCCCCCAAAUAAAAGUGUGCCAAACUAUUCAUUGUUGAGAACCACUCAAUUGUAUUCACCAAAAUUGGAGGAUAUAUUGGAAUGCCCUACCUUAAUAUAGGUCACAUAGAGUUAGAGAAAAUUGGUUUGGAGAGUAUUACAGCAAAGUGUGCUGCAAGGAGGCUACUCCAGCACAAUGGCAGGCACUGCUUCCCAGGCAUAUGGACAGUUCUGGGAGGUGGCCAGGGUCAGUACCUGAUAACUAGUAAGUGUCUCAAUCUCAGCAUGCCUAGCGACUACAAAAGAAGUUGGAAUUUUCUAAAGUGUAUAUAUUCAAGAAGGAAACAAAUGACUUUACUAAA